UGACUCUACUGACGCAUCUGUGUCUCGAGAAGUGGCGCUGCCGCAAUUGGUCGUUAGUUGCGAUUGCCGAUGGUUGCUUGCGAUGGGCGCGAGGAGCCGUUCCGCUCCUGGCGUUGCGAACUUCUACGAGUUCUUCCGUGACAGCCAGUGACAGCAAGCGAGCAUCUUCUUCCGCGUUCAAUGUCAUGACGCGACAACGGACCGUUUGUGUUGUCGCGUCUGUGAAGUGACGGCAGUUCUGCUUUAUUUCACGUUUAUCAUCGUGAAUCAUCUCGCUGGGCAAGCGGAUACAUCUCCCAGAUGAGAUUCGUGGAUAUUCGAUAGUGGUGAGACCAGAUCUCGAGGCGGUGGUCCUCGACCGCGUCGCUUAAAUGAUGUUUAUCCUAGGCUUUGCGUAUUAUGUCAGCGAUAGUGCCGAAUACACAUAAUAUAGUUGAUCAUGCAGCUGAGAAAGAAAAGCUGCUGGAAGAGCUGCUGGUUGCCACAAAAGAAUGUCAUGUCAGGUUUGGUGGACGUGCAGAAUUAGCCACAGAAUCAGAAGCAUGUGUAGCGCAGCUCUGCCAUAUAUUUGAAUUGAUUUUUAGUCACGGAUUGAAAACAAAUUAUAAAGAUAAAAUCAACUCUGCGUUUAGACAUGUGUCUGAUUUGGUCUCUGGUUGUGCCACAAAACCCGGCAGUGUGGCCGAUGCAGCAUUCUGGCCAUGCAUUAAAGACCAACUUACAUGGCACGAGCAGGAACGUUUUAGUAUGUUGAGAAAAGUACAGACAGAUUAUGGUCGAGGUAGAGCGUGGCUGAGGGCGGUUUUGAAUGAGAGAUCUCUGGAACGACACUUGCAUACCGUUAUAAAUCCCGACGCACUGUCUCCGUUUUAUGAAGAGUGGGCCUUUUUGCUCGAUCAGGAGAAGAAUUCUGUAUUGCCUAACGUAGCUGCAGGCCUCGGUACAAUCUUAUUUGCAAUAAGGACAGACAAUGAGGAACUUGACGAUCUGAAAGGAAAAGGAAUAGAUCGAAAUAGAGCCGAGCAAUCGGAGCCAGUUAUUCCCACGAUAAUUCCAGAGCAUUCCACAUCCGAGCAAGAUAAACGAAAAAAAAAAGUACCGACUCGCAUAAUUUCCUUCGACGAUGACAAUGAAGAGAGCGAGCGUAAGGAAACCACAACUUCCUCGAGCGCACCACCGACGUGCCCUGGCUCGCCUACGACGACAUCGACAAAGGAUUCCACCUCACCUUGCUUAUCAGAUCCUCAACCUCAGACAGAUUUGAAUGGUAGUACAAUGAUCGAUGCAAAACUUCCGGAAUGGGAACGAUGUGACUCGUUUCAAGAAGAGAAGAUAUUAACUCCAGUAACAGAUGCCGGAAAUAUGGGUGGUCUUGUACCUGUAUCAGCACUUGAUCAAACAUUGGACGAUAUGUUAGUCAGUCUGCCACCUUACCUAGAUGAUUCAUCGGAAAUAACAGAACCUGCAAUGGAGGCAACAGAACCGCUAGUUGGUUUAGAUUUGCAUAUAGAUCCAGACAAUUUAGAUGUAGAUACGUUGCGCGUAAGACUUUUAGCUAUGACAGAAAUACUGGAACAGGCUAGAGAAGACGCAAUAUCCAGUAGAUUGCAACUCGCUCGAUUCCAGAGACAACAUCAGCAUUAUUUGGAAAAGCAUGAAUUACAACUGCAAACAUUGAACAGAGAGAAUGAACUCUUACGACAACAGUUGCGCAAGUACGUCACCGCUGUUCAGAUGUUGAGGAGAGAUUCCAACUCCAUGAUAUCCGAGGAGGAUCCGUCGUUAGAUUAUCACAGCGAGGCGCGACAAUACGAGGAAAAGUUGAUACAAGUAGCGGAUAUGCACGCUGAAUUAAUGGAAUUUAACGCCAGACUAACAAUGCAGUUGACAAACAAGGACAGAUUGGUAAAAAUGUUGCAAACGGAGUUGGAGUGUCUCCGAGGGCCGUUGAAUGAGGAUGAUUUACCGUCGGAACCACCGUGUCUUAUUCACAUAUGGAUUCCAUCGGCGUUUCUUACGGGACAGCCGUCUGACAUUCAUCACGUUUAUCAAAUCUACGUACGUAUAAGAGACACGGAAUGGAACAUAUACAGGCGAUAUGCUCAAUUUUAUGCGCUUUAUAGAGAAUUAAAGAAACAUGACACUAUUGUUACGACUUUCGAAUUUCCGCCAAAGAAAACGAUAGGAAAUAAAGACGCAAAAUUCGUAGAAGAGCGACGGCAAAGGCUGCAACAAUGGUUACGGCGAGUCGUCGGACGAGUGGCGCAAUGUUCGCCCGCAUUCGCAUGCAGGCCGAGCAGACAAACGCUCGUGUCUUUGAUGCCUUUCUUUGGUGAUAAUCCUAAUGAGGAAUCGAGAAAGAACAAUUCCACGAGAAAUACCUUCUCUUCCUCACCUCAAUACAUGGGUUUGUAAUUAAAUCAAUUUUUAUAUAUAGAUAAUUUGUACAUACGAUAAAAAAGUUUUACUGCGUGAGACGAGCAUCUUGUUAUACACAAAUAUAUUGUUGACAAUUAAGGAAAUGAACUUACCAUUGUAUGUAUUUAUGUAAAUAAGAUCAUUAUUUAUGCAUAUGCGACAUAAAUUUAUACGAUGUCGACAUGUGUGUAAACGAAAAAUGUAGAAGAAACGAUUAUAUAAGAAAGCUGGUCUUUUCUAUGAAAAUAAUAGUUUGCAAUUAAUUGCUUUUUUUUAAAUGUUUUAUUACCGAAAAAAUAUCCCAAUGUAAAAUCCUAUCUAUUAUUUACAGAGAAAAGAUUUACGAACGAUCGAUCGAAUUGAUUUUUUCUCAUAUCGAGUUAUUUUUGUAGUUGCAGAAUUAAGUUGCAAAAUAUCGAAUCUUUUAUUUUCUAAAAAGUUUAUUUGUUUAUACGUUAAGGCGCCUUAAUAGUAAUAUAAAAAGGUACAUUUUUUUUCAUCUAUCCUUUAUGACAAAAAUAAAGGUGCAUAUUGUUAUCGGAAUAUAAGUACAUACAAUAUUAUGUCGGUAAAUCAGAAAUAGAAUUAAUUGCGCAUGUAAAAACCACAAAUUUUUAACAACUUACACAGGAUGUUCUCACUAUGGAGAGGUAAGAUAAUGAGAGGAUUCGUGAGAUCAAAGAUAUCGAUAAGUAUAUCUCGAAAUAAAUCCGCGCACAACGCAAGUAGCACUUUCGGCUCAUUUAAACAACAAUCGAUUUUUUUUUUUACAAUAUAUUUGUACUAGGCAACACUUUGGCUGUGCUCACCUUUCCAUAUUGAGAGAAGUUCUUUUUCUUUCCUUAUAAUAGCGCAUGGUAUGCUCUUACAAAUAUACUUAUCAUUAUUAACAUUUUUUUUUCUACAUAUAUAAUCGACAAAUAAAAAUUAGUAAUAUAUUUAUAUCAUUUUAUAUAAAGCCAUCAUGGCAACAAUUUUAUCUUAAUGAUCAAAUAAAACAUGAGUUUACAAUUAGUAUAUCUUAAUAAUUCAUUAGUAUUCUACUUUUUUUUUUUGUAACAAACACGGUUAAUGUUAAAAAAAAUGUAUUAAAAUGACGUUAAAAUUAGGGGAAAAAAAUAUUUUAGUAAGUUACUCGCAUGCUUAAUUGGGUAAUCGUAACAUUUAAAAAUUUUUAUUUGCAAGAAAUUGUGAAUAAAACAAAAACAUACGCUCUACAAGUACAAGAAGCGUUAACUUAUUAUUCACUAUUUUUCUUUUCUGUGACUAAUUUUGAUUUAGCCCUAGGACCGACUAGAAAACUAAAAUUUCAAAUAUUCGGUUCACGAAGAAGACAAAUGAGAAAAUAAAAAACGUUUAUACAUUUACACGCGCGAAACACGUGUGUGAUGCUGAUCUGUAUUUAUUAAAAAUGCGUUAAAAACUUUGACAGUUUCGAUCGGUUUAUGCACGUUCACAAGUAACACAAACGCACGUAUUUCCUCACACAUAGACGCACGUAACUGAAACCUAAAAAGUAGGUCGACACAAUUAUUCUCAUAGAAUAAAAAAAGCAAUAAAUAAUAUGUAUAUAUGUUUUAGAUGUUUAUUAUAAAACAGUGAAUAAAAGUUGCAUUUAGUAUUUCAGCGCGCACAAGUAUAUAAAAAUUUUUUUUUAAGAUAUUUUAUACAACACAUACAUGUUUUUAUAUGUACUGGAAAGUUUGUAUAAUUCUGAGCAUCUUACAAAUUACAAUACACAAUCACUUCAUUUAACAAUCGUUUUCGUUUUUUUUCUUUUUCGUGCAAGAUUACUGCAACAUCUAGACCGUCCUAGGGUUAAAUAAAUGUUUAAUUGACAUAAUCAUUUUGCUGUUCUGAAGCCUGCUCAGAUUUAGAUAUGUAGAGAGAAUAUACCGAACAGUAGUCACGUAUAAGAAAGAAGAGAUUAGUCAGUAUAAUGAGUUACAUAAGUGUAAUACCUAUAAUAUCCUUCUUCAUAGGUAUAAAUCGAUGUGAGUUGAGCCUAAUUUUUAUUCAACUUUUUAAGAUUUGUUUUUUUUUUCUCAAUAACAGGUAAUAUUCAGUUUUUCAGCAGUCUUCUUACGCGUUCACUCUGUGAAUUUACGAAAUUGUCAACAAAAACUAACAAUAAUAAUUAACACAUUGUGCAAGUACACGAAGGUUAAAGAGCGGAGAACUUUCGCGGUGAACAAAACCAACGAGGCUAGCGUCUGAAAUUACUUUUCAUCUACUGCUCAUUAUUAAAAAUACGAAAAACCUGUUCCUCCAUUUUAUUCAGUAAAGUUAAUUAUUACAUCGUCAUAUCGUGUUUAUACGUCGGGAUCAUUAUCAUCCGUUAUUCAAGUGCAAAGCACACGAACAGACAGAAGUUUGUUUUUUUUUUUUACGUGGUGGUUGAAUGCGCCUUCUCUUGCCUUUCUUUCUUUUUUUUAUUUUUUUUAUUUUUGUUUGUUUCCUCAAAGCUAUUUUAUAUUCGCACUCGGAUACGACAAAGUGGUGGUGGUACGAGGUGUGUAUUGUUAGAUCUUGUAGCAAAAUAAAUUAAAACAAA
Pseudomyrmex gracilis is the source of this 4972-nucleotide messenger RNA. RefSeq names its product sorting nexin-29. The transcript is spliced from 12 exons. The record is from RefSeq and is a predicted model, not a curated record. Gene Ontology annotation, molecular function: phosphatidylinositol binding. NCBI's taxonomy places the organism in Eukaryota, Metazoa, Arthropoda, Insecta, Hymenoptera, Formicidae. Bases 400 to 2415 code for a protein of 671 amino acids.